This is a messenger RNA of Solea solea (common sole), 5460 nucleotides long. Its product is annotated as forkhead box protein O1-A-like. Gene Ontology annotation, cellular component: nucleus. Gene Ontology annotation, molecular function: DNA-binding transcription factor activity, RNA polymerase II-specific; RNA polymerase II cis-regulatory region sequence-specific DNA binding. Gene Ontology annotation, biological process: regulation of transcription by RNA polymerase II. The record is from RefSeq and is a predicted model, not a curated record. The coding region runs from base 1798 to 3798 and encodes 666 amino acids. The transcript is spliced from 4 exons. Lineage: Eukaryota; Metazoa; Chordata; Actinopteri; Pleuronectiformes; Soleidae.
AGCAUGUGGUGUACCACAUUUAUCAAAAAGGUAGUCAGCACUGUUUUGUCACUGUAGUAGUUUUAUUGCUAAACAUGCAUAUUUAGUUUUUUUGCAGACUCGGUUACAAACAAAAACAACAGACUGAGGUUUGAUCAAAAUAUUUUUGUAUUAUGUUAGUGUCAUAGGUCAUACAACAACUGUGAUCAUGAUUAAUGGUGUUUUUCCUGGAAGUCCCAGGGGAAAAAAGUGAAACUUAUAUAUGCAGCAUCAAGGACGCCAAAUCAGGGUUACAGUAACAGCAUAAUCACACCUCGAACCUUAUAACCUUAACAAGGGAAGUGUUUUUUAAGAGUUAAAAACAUGUUAACAAUGUCCCACAUAGACUCUUCUAGUCUAAAAACACCCCUGCUAAUCCAUUGUCUUAGAAAGUGUGGAAAUGGAGAGCUUGUCUUUUUUUUAAAGUGCCCCAUUUCCACAUUUUGUUCACUUUUCCUUAAACACAGUCGGUGUUGGCAUGAUAAGAUGUUGGCUACACUUCCUCACUUGUAUGAGUGUGUGUUAUUCAGAAUGUAGUUUAAAAAAAAAGAAAAAAAAAAGUGUUUGUGUAGAAAGACACUGUGCUCAGCUUUCCUUCAUGGAAAAAUGACCACUAGGUGGCACUAGUGUCAGGUUAGUGAUGUGUCAGGGUCAGUAAAGGUUUAGUUGUACGGGUCUCAUCAGCAGCCAUCUUGAAAUCAGAUAGGUGAACACAGGUGUUGGUAUUACAUUGAUGAAGUAUCUAUUUGAAUGAGCUUAAAUUAAAAUGAUGAGUAACACGUGUUUACCUACAGUUUCAUGCAAAAUGGAUGCUGUGAACAUUGGACAUAUAUGUCUGAUUAAAGUAUUUAAAACACAUAUACAGUGUAUAUAUAAUAAAAACAAAGUAUGUGUUCAUAUACUGUAUAUUCUUAUCAAUGUUAGUAAAGAAUAGAGACUGCCAUUACUGAAAAUUGAAUGUAAAACAAUAUCUAAUUCAAGCAAGUCCAGUUGCCUGCAGCUACUGAAGGUUAUUCAUGGUGCAUUUAAGUCCUAAAUGCUUAGUAAUUGUGUGAUUGCUAUGACUGAAUAAGAUCAUAAGACCAAAAAAAGACACACCAUCACUAAAUUAAUAACCACUGGUGUAAAUCAGGCUUAAAGGCUACCAUAUUGACAAAGACUGCAACAGAUAUGGAAGAAAAUAAUGUUAUAAAAUCAAUUGAAAAUUGUAAGGAUACAUAAAAAAAACAGAAAGUAGUUACCAAGCAAUAUUCUGACUUAAUCACAAAUCAAAUCAUUAUCAAAAUUAUGUCCACAGUCACAUUUUCUUCAGACUUUAAGACAUAAAAACAUCUUAAAAUGUGAUUUAUUUUUCCACUAGCGAAGAAAACACUUCUUAGCAGACUAUAAUGAUGAAACUAUAUUUAAAAACAGCACCAAAAAUAUGUUUCUGUUGUAUAUCCGGAUCAGUGAAUUGUUGAUGCUUCUGUGAAUCCAAACACUGUCUUAGGCGUGAUUUUUAACUGUGGAGCACUUGAACGCGUCAUGAUAAUGUGUACGGAGGCUGUGGGUGGGCCAUGAAGGCAGCACCAGACUUUGUAGCCUACUACAUGUACACAUACACACACAGUCAUUGAGUCGCACUUUCAGUGACUGCGUGAUGGAGUGAAUUUCUCUAAAGACCUUGAACGGAGCGAUUCUUUCCCUUUGAAAAAUAACAGACGUGAAUGCAACAUUUUAAUAACUCUUAUGUUUUUACCUGUGUGACUUUUUUUUUUUUCCUUCUCUUAUCUGACUUAUAUGUUUGUAUGUGAGCGUGUGUGUGACAGUUGUGACCCUGACAUGGCUGAGGUUCCGCCGCUACCGCAGACACAGCAGGUCGACAUAGACCCAGACUUUGAGCCUCUUUCUCGCCCUCGGUCAUGCACUUGGCCACUGCAACGGCCGGAGCUCCUCGACCCGGCCGGCUCCAAUACAUCCUCCCCGGCGCCCUCGGUGCAGCAGGAGCCGGGAGGAAACAGUGACUUCAUCAGUAACCUGGGCUUGUUAGAGGAGGACUAUGAGGAGUAUGAAGAGCAGAAGCCCGUGCAGCUACAUCACCACCAACACCACCAACACCACCACCAGCAGACCCCGACAGUUCCACAGCUGCAGCCGCAGCAACAGGUGCCUCCUCCGCCCGGCGUCGCACCUUUGAGCGGCACCGCGCAGAGGAAGAGCGGCCACAGCUCGUCCCGCCGCAACGCCUGGGGAAACAUGUCGUACGCAGACCUGAUCACCAAGGCGAUAGACAGUUCCCCCGAGAAGAGGCUGACACUGUCCCAGAUUUACGACUGGAUGGUGACGAGUGUGCCGUACUUUAAGGAUAAAGGAGACAACAACAGCUCCGCUGGUUGGAAGAACUCCAUCAGACACAACCUGUCGCUGCACAGCCGAUUUGUGCGCAUACAGAAUGAAGGAACAGGGAAAAGCUCCUGGUGGAUGCUGAAUCCAGAAGGAGGAAAGAACGGCAAGUCACCGCGGCGCAGAGCUGCCUCCAUGGACAACAACAGUAAGCUUGCCAAGAGCAGAGGAAGGGCGACAAAGAAAAAGGUGGCGCUACAGGAAGGUGUUGAGGGAGGAGGAGCUAGUCCUGGUUCCCAGUACUCUGGUAACUGGCUGGGCAGCCCGAACUCCCACAGCAACGAGGACUUUGAAACCUGGAGCUCCUUUAGGAAGCGUACCAGCUCUGAUGCCAGCACACUGAGUGGUCACCAUUCGCCGUUCCCCUCUGAGCAGGAUGACCUGGGAGAGUCCGAAGGCCACAUGAUGUAUUCUGGGGUGGCGGGGACAAAGAAAGCCUCCACCCUGCCUAGCUUGUCUGAAGUGGCUGGAUCCCUGGGCCACGAUGACUCAGAGAUCGUCAUGGAGACUCUGCUGGAUAACCUGGACCUGCUGCCUUCUAAAAAAGCCCCACUGGGCUCUGACUCCUCACAUUCGUCAAAUGCUGCCAUGCUUCAGAGUAGCCCCUACAGCUCAGCGAGCUUGACCCCACAUUCACAGCAGGACUACCGAAAGUGUAUGUACGGCCAAGUGGGAAUGAACUCCCUGCCCCCUGCUCCCAUGCAGACACGACCAGAGACCAAGCCAGGCUUUGGGGCUUAUGAGAACCAGUACAUCUGUCCUGUUGGUCUCCUCAAGGAGUUGCUCACCUCAGAUGCAGAUGCCAAUCGGGACAUGAUGCCCUCAAGGGAUACAUUGGUAUCUCAGGUUGGAAGGGGAGAUUGUCUUCCUCCUCCUCCUCCUUACAUCAGGCAGUGUCAUGUGGGCAGUCACAGUGGAGUGAAAAUGAUGAAUUAUCCGCAUCCUGUGCCUUGUGUAAAUCCACAAGCUAUUCAUAACCAGGGACCUUCAACCUCACGAGACUUGAAUAGUUGUAACAUGAUCCCAUUGACUUGUCCCUCAGGACCCCCUCCUCGAAUGACUAGCCUGAGGACAUGCAUGCAGCAGCCCCGUGGACACCCAGCACACACUAAUUAUGUCCCAGCAAACUGUAACAGAAGCAACGGCUACAGGGAACUUAACUCAGUUCACCCACAUGGUCAUCAUCCUCAUCAUCAUCAUCAUCAUCAUCAUCAGGAACGGCUGCCCAGUGACCUGGACAACAUGUCCAUCGAGAGGUUUGAAUGUGACAUGGAGUCCGUCCUCCACGACACCCUCAUGGAUGGUGGGGCGCUGGACUUUAACUUCGAUCCCGCAGCAGGGCCUCAUGGGUUUCCACAGAGGGUAAAAAGCACCACACACAGCUGGGUGUCAGGCUAGGAAGCGUGGUGUGUCACAAAAAAAGGAUUUGUCAGCAUCAUGCCAUUGCCUGCCACCAUUCAGAGAUGGGGGAAUUCAAAUCCAAAGAAGCAGCCACAUUCCUCCUCAUGGAGCAUCGGACACCCUUACUUUGUUCAAAAUAUUUCAGAUCGCAGCUCCAUAUGUAAAGUGUGUUUUGAAAUGCAUUUGUCUUCGCGACAAAACAAGACCAGAAUUAGAAACAAGAGUUUCACAGCUGCACUGAACAUUUUUGAGAGACAGCGACAACCUGAGUGAGAUAAUUAGGCUUAACUGAUGGAUAAACCAGUGUAUCAUCUGCAUAGUGAGUCACAUGAACAUUACUUUAAUAGUGAUUUGUGAUGUACUGGUGACCCUCAUGCGGAGGAUAAAGUGGUAGAAGAUGAAUGACUGUAUGAAUGAAUGAAUGAAUAACCCCGAAGACAGGGACAAAAGGAAAAGAUAACUCCAUAUACCAGAUUAUUAUCACAUGCCAUGGUACAGUAGUGACAAAUUAAGGAUUGAAACUAAAUAUCAACAAUAUCUAUUAUUACAGACAAAGUCCCCCAUCACAAACUGAAUAAAUAAAUAUUUAUUUGACAUUUUUUUUUUAAAUGCAGUUGUUGGACAUGUACUUGUAGUGUAAAAUUCAUUUGUUUAUGCUGUAUAUAAUGUAUAUAAUUAUUUGAGUCGCAUUUCAUUGUUAUGCAUCAUUUCUUUUCAUCAGACAAAUACUAAAGAAGGAAAUUACAGACACGAGAAAGUCUAUAUCAGUUUAAGACGCUGUACUGAAACACAAAGCUUUCUGAAAGCUCCCUGUUUCAUUGUGUAUGUGCUUGAGAACACGGAUGAAGGAUAGUUGCUCUUCUCAUCUUGCCUUACUGAAAUUCUUAAUCAUGAAUGUUGCCGUCAGUCUUUGUACAACUGCACAAACCUCAGUGGCCGCAGGAAACUCUGUUUCUAACUCAAUUCUUUGAGUUAAAGAGAAGCUGCAGGGUUAACAAGUUGUAAAUCAAAGCCUCCUGCAAAAAGGAACAUUUUUGCUAAAAAUGUGUUCACUUAAAAUGUUAUUAAACAGUAUUUCAUGCACCAAUGAUCUACUGUCUAGUCUACCAAACAAAUUUUAAUGGAAGUAUUCUAGUACAUUGUGCCUAUUUGGUCUCACGGACUUAUAAAGUUGUACAUAUUAUUCUCUUUUAGCAGUACAUUUUUGUAUAUGAAGGUUUUAAACGGCUUGUACUUAAGUGUUAUAUACUCUUUUUUUGUUUGUUUUUGUCAGAAAUGUUUGUUUACAUAUGCAGUCUGACUUGUACCAAUAAAUAUAUGAACACUCGUACCUCAAAAUAUUUUACCUCUAAAGUGUUGAAGGGAUUUUUCCUGCCAUUUUCCAAAAUUUUGACAUUCAUCAUUUUAUAGAUACUGUAUUUUUCUUUUGUUUUUCAUUUUUUGGAUUUGAUGCUUAAUGCUGAAACAAGUGUAUUUGCAUUGCUAAUGUUUUACUGUUGGAUUUAGGAAUGUACCAUGAGCAUAGAGUAUAUGUAAAUGGACAUUAGUGUAGGUUUUAAAUUAAACAGAAUUUGAAUGAAAUUAUACAUUUUAAAUUACUUUUUUUUUAAAAAAGUGUUUUCAUAUAUUCAACUUUGGUAUCAUUAAAUAUAAAAUACG